Molecule: messenger RNA, 4525 nt
Organism: Coccinella septempunctata (seven-spotted ladybird)
Lineage: Eukaryota; Metazoa; Arthropoda; Insecta; Coleoptera; Coccinellidae
Product: ankyrin repeat and BTB/POZ domain-containing protein 2
Molecular function (GO): protein heterodimerization activity
Source: RefSeq, a predicted model, not a curated record
UUGCUCUCGUUAAGAUAACUUCUUCCAACCCGUAUCGAUGAAUCGGUGAUGCAGAAAAAAUGAUAUGUGACAAAUAUUGUGAUUGUAUCCUGUGUCUGGAGCUGAAGGGUUGCGAGAAAAAUCUGAAGGACAAUGCGGUCUCGAUCGCGUCAAAUUUCAUCCUGGCUAAGCCGGACAAAGGACUGAACGAUUUGAUGGUGCGUAACGGUAAAAAAUAUACGUUUUUCGGGAUGCAAGUAGACGGGGAAUUCGAGAAAUUUUCUACAAUCGGUAAAAGUGAAAAGGAAAAUGACGAAACCCAAGAAUCGAAUAACGAAGAGAAGCAAAUACAGCGGACAAAUAGUCCCGAAGAUAAAAGCUCGGAUUCUCCAAAUGAAAUGAGUCAAAAGCACAAAUCUGUUAUCUACGUUAAUGACACCACAAGUACCUCGGUUGAAGAUUCAGGAGAGGAGAUAACAAAAAACGAAUACAUCGACGAGUGGAUGAGCCUAUGCAGCAGAGAGAAUAGCACUGAAAUCAACGUGAUUUUCAAGAAUACUUUCAGUCUUGCAAGCCAAAUAAUCAACGAAGUGCAUUCGAGUAGUUUGAUCCAGACGGACGAGGAAGAUGAGGAUGAUUUUCCUCUUGGCAUGGAGGCAGAACUGCUCAAGCACUACUUGAAGGAUCGAUUGUCUUGCAACUCAAGGAACGACCAUUCAUAUCAACAUCUACCAACAACUGACUCAACGGGAUCACUCAGCAACGAACUUCAGAAUAAUGCGAACUCAGCGAAUAAUUGCAGUAAAACAACCACUAAAUCCUUCUCGUCGACUGGCACGCAGAACCAAAAUACAACAGUCAGGAUGGUAUCCCCAAAAAGAAGAGUGGAACAGUUCCAGCAGCUUUUCGUAGCGAACAACGUCAAGACGUCAACGUUCAGCGAACAAUUCGAGAAGAACAACUUGUCCAAUUCCAAGAAUAAUAUAAGCAAUAGUCAUGAAUUCAAACAUAUAUGUAGUCAUAAUUCGAUCAUGGUGCCCGAGAAAGACACAGGGCCGAAACCUGCCGAUUGUGGGGUGAACGCUCUCAACCUGAAACUGCCUGUUCAAAUUAAUGGCAGAUUGAGCGGGACUGGCAAUGAGGAGCACCGGAAAUUGACACCAAGGCAACACCACCACGUUAGUGUGCAAGAAUUGAGAAUUCAGAAUCGCCAGCAACAAUGCAACAGUUCUUCCGAUGAUAACAGAUCUUCAGGUCAUGCAAGCAUGUCUGACACAGGAAAUACAUCGCCACGUGAUAUCUCUGGAAAAGAUCGUCUACCAACUGGAGUUGUCCAAAAACCAUUGCGAAAUCGAACAAACAUUCAUCAGUACAACAGAUCUAGACAUAGGGCUACACCAGCAAGAUUGCAUGUACCCUGGACAGGAGGUGGAGGGUUGGAAGAUAUCAAGUUGGCCCUUCAGCAACUAACAAUUCGUUCAAAUACAUCAACCAGUACUUAUUCCAGUAUAAGUGCUGGAUCUGAGAGUUCUGAACCUGUAAUGAGGAGGUUGAUGAGACAUUCAUCAUUGGAAACCAUCAACACAAACAUAACCAGUGCCGAUGAGUUUGUUUGGGUCGACUCCCAUAACAGGCUGGUAGAGCUUCAACACCUUCCGUGGACCAAUCACUGCAUUCUUCGAGUACUUCAAACAGGAAGAUGUAGCGAAUUCAUGAAUAGAGUGAACGUUGACAUAAUUCCAAGAUUAUCCUACCUGCUCCAACGUGCUCUGGUGCGGAUAGGAAGAGAAACACAGAGAUUAUCUUCCACUCUUGGUAUAUGCACGAAACAUGACAUAACCGUUUCGUUCAGAAUAGUUUUGUGUCCCCCCCUUGCUGAUUCUUGCAUCAAAGCAGCUCUGAGAGCCGCAGCGAUGUUGUCCAUGUCCAGUGAUGGAGCUUUGAAACAGAGCAAAUCUUCCCGAGCUGGCUUGAACCUACACGUCGGCAGAUUUCACAGAUGGAUGACGGACUUAAAAUUAGCCAGAUUCAUUCACGAAUAUGCUGCCGUAUAUUUGUGUGCCGGAAUGGAAAAUCUUCUGGAGGAAAUAUUGCUCCAGUGUCUGCCAAGUGAUGCAGAUGCUUCGUUGACAGCUACUAUUCUGGAACACGCAAUAGCUAAUAAUGGUGACAUGUGGGGCCUUCUGCAACCGUACGCUCAUCUCAAUGCAGGGAGGAUAGCGUCAGGUGCAUUGGCUUUACCCAGAUGGGCUUCGACUUCGAGCGUUUGUUCGAGCAGGGACUCAGGGAGAAGCUCAGCUCCUUCAGAGCCUUCUAUGAUGACCACUUGCGUCGGUUCUUUAACGGAGCUACAAGAUUUGAUCGAUCGGAUGCAACCCAGAAUACCCCUCUGCCAAAAAGCUGUGAGAGCUCUCUUCUAUUUUAUGAGAUGUUCACAACUCGAGCAAGGAGAACAAGGAAAUCACACUGUACAGGAACUCUGUUAUGAGCGGGCGUAUGUAGUGCUUCCACCUUUAGUGGAGUGGCUGAGAGUGGCUACAGCUCAUGGAGAACAUAGAUACGCUGCUGUGUUGGACAAGGACGAUAUAAUGCAAGCUGCUAGACUUUUACUUCCAGGAGUGGACUGUCCAGUUCGUUCUCUUGGCGAGGAGGCAAUGAGAAUAAGAAAGAACACAGGAAACGAAGAGGAUCAAUUUGAAGCUUAGACAAAUUCAGGUACGAAGUUUGAUGGAAAUUUCGAAGCCAUUACAUCUAUUCUUUUCCAGAUGGAAAUAGCUUUUCGUCUUAUGGCCACAGGGCGAUCGGAAUUGAUUCAACAAGCUAUAUCUCUCCUACCUUCGAAUUCACGAUUGGAUACACUGAAUACUCAAGGACAUACAGCACUCAUGCUGGCAGCCAUACAUAAUGAUGAUCAAGCUCUUUUGGCUCUAUUGGAUUCAGGAGCAUCUGUUGAUAUAGAGACUCCCGCAUCUGGCACAGUAUAUUAUCCGGCCGUCAAUGGAGAAAGUCAACAUUGGACUGCACUUACUUAUGCAGCAUCUAAAGGGCAUGUUAGAUGUGCCAGAAUAUUGUUGGAACGUGGAGCCAAUGUUGAAGGCGGAGCAUUGUUGAGUGAAGAGAAAUGUACACUUACACCUUUACAGGUAGCUUGUGGUAGUGGUAACACAGACAUGGUAAACCUGCUAUUAGCACAUGGCGCCCAUCCAUUCUUGUCUACCCAGAUCAAAGAUUCCCUAAGUUAUUCAGCUGCUGCCCAACGAGGAUGUUAUAGUGCAUUAUCGGUUGUAGCAGCCCAUGGGCACAGAGCCAUUCUCCAAAAGUUACUAACUCAGCCUCUUGCUUCUAUAACGAAGGAAGUCUUAUCUCUAGAAGAAAUGCUGGCUGAAGGGACCUUACCGAAUCAGUCGAAUAAUUCGAAUACACCACAGUUCAGCAAGACGCAGAUCAAGGCACUUCAAGAAGCAAUGUAUCAAAGCUCGGAGAAUAACCAUCUGGACAUAACAGUUGAGAUCAGGUCCCUAGGCAUUCCUUGGACCUUGCAUUGCUGGAUGCAUUCUUUGAGAGCUGCGCAUGAAGCUAGGCUCGAUUGUGUGAUUGACCAACUUCUACAAGAUUUCCUUCAAGUUUGCCCUGACGACUACAGUUCGCAGUUUGUUAAUGAAUGUUUGCCUCUUCUCUUCAAUAUAUUCAGAUAUAGCAAAAAGGAAGGUACCACCCUACUACUGGCAGAUAUAUUCUCUACAUGUUAUGGUUGGGAGCCCAUUAAAAUCGUCCAAGAGAAUCCGCCAGUCAGCACUAAUGGUUCCAGAAUCGAUCCCAAAUACGUCAACAAUCCAGAACUCAGUGACGUUACGUUCAGAGUAGAAGGAAGACUGUUUUACGCCCAUAAGAUAGUUUUAGUGACUGCCAGUCCCAGACUUCGUGCUAUGCUGAGUUCGAAGCUGUGCGAGGGAGGGUUACCUAUUGUACAAAUUAAUGAUAUAAGAUAUCACAUUUUUGAGAUUGUGAUGAAAUUUCUUUACCAAGGAGGUUGCCAGUCUUUGGAACCGCCGCAAGAAGACAUUUUGGAACUAAUGGCUGCUGCCAACUUCUUCCAAUUGGACGGGCUUCUUCGAUAUUGUGAGAGUAGAUGUGCCACCAUGGUGGCUAUCGAUAAUGUUGUUUCAAUGUAUAUUCACGCUAAAGUAUACAAUGCAAUGCAAUUGCUAGAAUAUUGCCAAGGAUUUUUGAUGCAGAAUAUGGUCGCUUUACUGACAUACGAUGAUUCUGUGAAGAGGUUGUUGUUCGCCAAGAAAGUUCCGAAUCACGAUGUUCUAGGUGGCCUGCUAUCGACGCUUCAGAAUAGAAUAAAGAUAAGGAGGAAUCUGAAUUGUAAAGUGGCUAUUAGUCCAAAACCUUCUCCUUAAUGGUGCUCAUUUUUUAUAGAUUUAUAUUUGUCGAAUCUUAUACCCGUUAUUAAUUUUAUGUUAUUAUUUAUGUGGCAUACAAUAUUAUCAGUAUUCUUAUACGAAUAAAACCAAACUUAAGAUAAUAAAUUAUAUUUUGU